Molecule: messenger RNA, 612 nt
Organism: Paramuricea clavata
Lineage: Eukaryota; Metazoa; Cnidaria; Anthozoa; Malacalcyonacea; Plexauridae
Source: the annotation of a GenBank genome assembly
GCCAAUGGUUUCAUUGAACGGAACGUACAGACUGUAAAAGGCUUGUUACAAAAAUGUAAGGAGUCUGGAGCAGACCCUCAUCUCGCAAUGUUAUGCUUGCGAACUACACCUAUUGAACAUCACCUAGCAUCACCCGCAGAGUUAUUAAAUUCUAGAGUAUACCAGUCAAACCUACCAUCUAUUUCUAAGACAACAUCGUUCGAUCCUGAGAGUAACGUGAAGUUACAAGCUCGGCAAGACCUACAGAAAUGGUAUUACGACAGGUCUUCAAAAGAACUCCCAACCUUGAAACCGGGAUGCAACGUUCGUGUUUUCAACCAUCGCAGCCAUAAUUGGGAAUCCGGUAGUGUAAAACAACAAACUGAAACACCUAAAUCGUAUGUGGUUGAUAUGUCCGGCACCCUGGUGAGCACCCUGGUUCGAAACCGCAGACACCUUCGACCAACUGCAGAAUCCGAUAUUCCCAAAUCACCAAAUUACCAUAGACAAAAUCCCACCGCUGAUGUGGAGCUGUGUCCAUCAACAAGUCUGGCAGACAAUUCAACACCCAUUGUGCGUUCUCCACCUAAAGAUCUGGAUGGAAAUCCACCAAUACACUCUGCAACGUUCUAG